CCAGGUUUUGCGGUGGCGCCAGAGCGAGCUGCAGCAUGCAUAUAAUCGUCCACGCGCGGAGCUGAAGAGGAGAACGGUUCGAACGACGCACCGAAGCCUUGGCGGUGUUCUACGCGCCCCGUUCUUCUAGGUGGCCGGCCCGACCUCUUCUCUCCUUCAACAGCUUCUGCGAGGAGUUGUUCCUGGAGCUGGUCUCUGCCCUUCGACUCGAUGUGACGCCCGUUUUCUGCCAGCAGGUGCCUGCGGAAACUCACGUCCUGGAACCAUGUCGAGACCGCAGAUUGGUAUCGACCGUCUGCCCACGCAACGCGUGAGCGAGAAGCCAAAAGAGGCAAUGAACUGUAAGAGCUGUCGGAAGAGGAAGAUCAAGUGCAACAGACUGAAGCCUUCGUGCGAGGCCUGCCAGAUCUUCGCCUGUCCGUGCAUCUACGAUGCCGUGCCAAAGAAGCGUGGGCCCAAGACCGACGUGCUCGAGGCGCUUCUCAAGCGCGUCGACGGACUGGAAAAGCGUCUGCGCACCGACAGCGACACCACGCCGGUCACAGAGGUCAAGGAAGCCAUCCUCGACGCCGUCCGAGGCUCAAACAGUCCGGAGGAGAAGCCUCCCGUCGAUGCUCAGGCAGGAGACACUCUCGGCUCCACCCCGUCCGAUGCCGCCGAUAGCCGGGCUCCGCCUCGUCCUGCAGACAGCUCGUCCCCGACGAGAGCAGGCGCUUUUCCUAGCCCCGAGUAUGCGCAGGUGUUGCUGGACACGUACUUUCGCCGCAUCCAUGGCAAGCCGUACUACAUCCUGGACGAAGCUUCCACCCGUCAGCGGCUGGUCAACAACCAGCUACCCGAGCAUCUGUGCCUUGCAAUCUUUGCUGCCACGGCGCGAUACGCUGCAAACUACGCCGCCUACGACCAGACCGAACAAAAUGCCAAAGACUACGCCAGACUUGCCCGAUCGAAGCUCGACAUUGACGAACCCUCGAUAGAAGGGUUGCAGACGCUAAUGCUGCUGUCGCUGGCCAUGUUCCAAGAAGGACAAGGAAAGAAAACGUACAUGUAUCUAUCCUCCGCGGUCGCGAUGGCUCUCGCGCUGAAUCUCCACCGUGAACUUCCCCCCAAUGUUCGCGUAUCUGCCUCUGAGCGUGAAGGUCGCCGACGCCUAUUCUGGUCAUGCUACUUUUUAGAUCGCUUCGGGGCAUGUGGCUCGCAGCGGCCUUCUCUCAUCUCCGACGAGUGCAUCAUGCUCAGGCUGCCGACCGGCUCGAUGUCUGACGACGUCAUGGAACUGGAGGGCGACUUCUUUCCGAACAACUCGAACUUACAGUUCAUGGGUGGUGCAGGCAACGCGGGGCCUUGCGGUAGCAGCAUGCUCAUCAGCAUUACCAGGAUCCUCGGCAACACAAAUCGAUACCUAGCGGCUGGCGGUGUCAAGGGAGACACGCACUUUCCUUGGCAUUCGAUGUCGACGUUAUCAAAAAUUCGGCAAGAUCUCGACCUUUGGACUGCCGACACGCAGGACACCUUCUCUUCGCUCGAAACGCUUUUUGGGCAGCCAGACAGUGUCGUCCUCGUCGUGUGUAAACUCAUCUACCACCUCAUCCACUGCUUGAUAUAUCGACCGUUUCUACCAGUAGACCUGGCUGAGCUCUCGAGGUCGUCGCAACACCAGUCUUGGCAGAUCGAAGCCACCAAUCUGUGCUUCUUGCACGCAAACGCAAUUACAGAACUCGUCGAGAUUGGAAAGGCAUCUGGAAUCACAGACUGGCCUGCCUUUGUCAGCUACUGCGUCUGCACCGCUGGAACAAUCCAUGUCCACGGUGCUCAUUACCAAGGGCAAGCUGGCGAGGUUUUUUCGAUGAGUGCCGAAUUUCUUUCGCGUGAAUUGCAGCAACUGUCCGAGCUUGGAUACAUCUGGGGUGGAAUACAGCACCAAAGAGAUACAUUGCAAACUCUGUACGGUGCGCACUCUGAACUCGUCAAGUCUUUGGCCACCAAUCCUAUGCGUUUCUCACCAGUCUUCCAGAUGGAGGGCUUUUUCGAGCGCUAUCCGGGUUACUAUUUUGACGGUUCGCACAUCACGCUCAACGAUCUGAUGAGCGACAGCGGAUCCGUGAUCCAGCAGCAACCUCAGAAAUUCAACACGCACUCGCCGACAAGAGCUUUUCAACCACCACUCAAUAGAUCGUAUUCCGAACACGCUGUUUCUUAUCAGUUGCCAGCCCCGGCUUCCACAUUGGGUUCAACACCAAAUCGACAGCCGCGUAAGCGACGGGCCACGGUCGAUCCGAACGGGUCCACCUCUGCGACCGAUGGCAUGAUGGGCGACGCACAACAGAAUCAGCAAAACCAUCAAAUGAUGGCGUACCAACCACCGUACAUUUCCACUGCAACACCGCAACAGGAUUUCUCCGACACGCAUUUCAGCUCCUCACUUCCGACGCCCGCGACGCCCAACUUUUCGUACUCGACAAACGAGACAUUUAUGCAAGUUGACUACUCAUCCACGUCAAGCAACAUGUCGCAGCACACCCCUAGCAUACCUCCUGACGUCAACAGAUACGACCCUAUGCUGUCCGCACCUGCACAAUACGACCAGGCUGGCAACAGUGCCGCCGCAACGCCUCGAGCCAUACUCCAUCAGAUGGCACCAAACCAUGAUCACGACUCUGUAGGUUUAGGCAUAAGCACCGGGACAAACAGUCAAAACGACGUCGAUCCUUUUCUCGCACUGCUCGAGCAGCUGGCAGAGAACGAACAAAGUAGAGGAGGGCCGAGCGAGCUCGACUUUUUCCUAAGUGGGACGUCAUGACCUCAAGUCGCGAGUCCAGCGAUUGGGCAGUCUGAACUUUUUUUUUUUCGAAACCAAAAAAAGGCGUGGCGUUCUACAAGGAUUGGGGGAUCAUACACAAGGGGAAAACAAAGAUUCUCUCUUCUGCUACUUUAUGAUACCAAUUCGCGAGGGAAUGGGCAUGCGGUUCUGAAUGGGGUGUUGCUUCCUUUAGAGUGAUUGAAACAGUUGAGACUCUCGACAUCUCUUCAGCACUCUGUAUGAUAAAAAAGAUCAUCACAAUCGAUACAUUUAUAAUAUUAAAGCUCACUCAUCGUCCUCAACCUCCGGCAUUGAGAAAGCGUCAAACACAGCGACUUGCCGUAAUUUACUGACACAAAACAUGUCUUUGG
This is a messenger RNA of Verruconis gallopava, 3171 nucleotides long. RefSeq lists its product as uncharacterized. Lineage: Eukaryota; Fungi; Ascomycota; Dothideomycetes; Venturiales; Sympoventuriaceae. Gene Ontology annotation, molecular function: DNA binding; DNA-binding transcription factor activity, RNA polymerase II-specific; zinc ion binding. Gene Ontology annotation, biological process: DNA-templated transcription; regulation of DNA-templated transcription. The record is from RefSeq and is a predicted model, not a curated record. Gene Ontology annotation, cellular component: nucleus. The coding region runs from base 266 to 2800 and encodes 844 amino acids. The transcript has 4 exons.